Trypanosoma rangeli is the source of this 1338-nucleotide messenger RNA. RefSeq lists its product as uncharacterized. NCBI's taxonomy places the organism in Eukaryota, Euglenozoa, Kinetoplastea, Trypanosomatida, Trypanosomatidae. The coding region runs from base 1 to 1338 and encodes 445 amino acids. The transcript has a single exon. The record is from RefSeq and is a predicted model, not a curated record.
AUGGGGCUCAGUCAUAGCAAUUGUUUUUCAAGCUCUACAUGCUUUGCCGCGACUGUUAGAAACCGGCCCAAGCUGACACCGGAGGAGGUUUCGUUGUUGCCGCUCAUUCCACACUCCGUAUAUGCCAGACUCUCGCUUCAUGUGUAUGGUAAACCAAACGGCCCACCGGUGCCGAGUCCGUGGGAGGUUCUCCUGACAGCGACGGAUCUGGGCUUGGAUAAGGAAGGGUACUUUGGCGUAGCGUACAUCAAUAAGAAAUUGCGUCACUGCAUCAUUGCCCAGCGGGGGACGACAAACGCGCUGAGCCUACGAGCGGGUGUUUGGACUUACUUUGAUGAGCGCACCAUCCUGUUUGGCCUGGCGCGGCAGUUUUCAAAGCAAGUUCGUCUAUUCCUGAGUGUCACACAUGGGGAAACACCCGAGUGGUUUAUUAGCUAUACUGGCCAUAGCCUGGGCGCUGUUCUUGCGGCAUGUCGGUCUGUAGAGGAACACACGUACGCCAUCACGUUUGAGUCACCGGGUUGCAAAAACUUCAUUGAGAAGACCAUGAGUCCAUUGAAGGCGGACGAUGCCGACAUCAUCACGUACCUCCGCUCGCCCAACCCAAUCAAUUCCCUUCGACCUCAGUGCGGGUAUGUCGUUCAGAUACCUGUGGAAUCCGAAGAGAGCGCUUCCUUGCAGCCUCGUGUAGUGUCUUCCUCUAUGUUGCGCCUACCUUCUAUUCCCUCCCCGCAGGAGUUUAUACGAGGACAAAUGCCCCGUGUGGUAGGUAUACCGGACAUUCAGCAGUACGUCGGCAAAAUUGGGCCACUUCUGCGUGAGAUGUUGGAACACACGCAGCAGGUUCAUACUAUGACUGCCAUUCUUGUUCACUUUGAAGGCAAUGACGAACCCUCCAAUGGGCGUGUUGUGUUGCGUUGGCCAUCCACGCUAAUGCAAUUUUUGGAGUAUUAUAAUGCGAAAAAGGCAUUAGAGGGUAGUGUGAAUCAGCAACCGAACCUUGAUGCCGCCUAUGAGUCAUUGAUAAGGGACCUCUACGUCACGGUUGAGCGACCCAAGAAUAGUUUGCCGCUACGAUUCCUCAGUGGGGACUCGGUAAGGAUUCUACGACUAUGGUGGCAGGAAACCCCUGCAAGGUUGGCAAAACUGCCGCUCACGUUGACGGAUCAUAAAGUACUCAACACCAUCACUAUUGAGGAUGGUUGUAUGUGUACCUCUGUUAUUACCACGUUCCAGGCGAAACAAUAUCUCUCGCUACUCGUUUUCAGGCCUGAGAUACGUAAGGUACUUAGCCAAGUGGGGUUCGAUCCCCUGCUUGGAAACCGAAGUAAACUUUAA